Messenger RNA from Musa acuminata AAA Group (dessert banana), 1210 nucleotides. RefSeq names its product ethylene-responsive transcription factor ERF110. Bases 251 to 1018 code for a protein of 255 amino acids. The record is from RefSeq and is a predicted model, not a curated record. Lineage: Eukaryota; Viridiplantae; Streptophyta; Magnoliopsida; Zingiberales; Musaceae. Gene Ontology annotation, biological process: ethylene-activated signaling pathway; regulation of DNA-templated transcription. The transcript has 2 exons. Gene Ontology annotation, molecular function: DNA binding; DNA-binding transcription factor activity.
AAUCGGAUCGUCACGUUUCGAGUGGUCUUUUGAGCGGCUCGUUCGCGGGAGAGGAGCCAAUAGCGAAGCUUGCACGCGCGUCAAGGUGGCUAACCUUCAGAGAGAAUCCGCUGGCGACGUCAAGGUGGCUAACCUUCAGAGAGAAUCCGCUGGCGACGUCAUCUGGCUCGAUGACGGGGGCGAAAGAGUGCCCGUGCCGUCGACGAGGGCGAGAGGGACGAGGCUGACGGCGUCGUUCGUGGAGCAGGAGAUGUCCGUGAUGGUGUCGACGCUGGCGCGCGUGGUCGCAGGAGAGGAUGGCGCGUCUCUGCCGUCCUUACCGUCGAGUGGCGAGCAGAACGGUGGCGGCCGGCAGAUGCAGGGGAGGGAGAGCUUCGUGCACGAGGAGGUGCCCAGCUUUUGCAUUACGUUCGGGUCGUCUCCGGGGGGGUCGUCGUCGUCGUCGUCGGCUUCGGCAGCUGGAAGAGAGCAAGCUCGAGCGGAGCAAGGGGGCAGGAAAAGGUUCCGAGGAGUGCGGCAACGCCCUUGGGGCAAAUGGGCCGCGGAGAUAAGAGACCCGCACAAGGCGGCCCGCGUCUGGCUCGGUACCUUCGACACCGCCGAGGCGGCCGCCCGGGCCUACGACGAGGCCGCCCUUCGGUUCCGAGGAAACAGAGCCAAGCUCAACUUCCCCGAGGACGCCGGGGUUCGACAAGCGCCGGCAGCCGCGCCGUCCGCCGCUCCUGCUGCUCUCCUGGAGUCCCGACCCUUCGACGCCAUGAGGAAUUACUGGGAGUACUCGAGGCUGCUGCAGGGAGCAGAGGAUGGCCGAGGGAUGCCUCCGCCUGUUUUGUUGGAUGAGACGGUGAGUUGCAGAGCUAAUAAUCCUGCUUCUCCUCUCACUGCUGCUGCUGCUGCUUCCGGUCAUCCCUUAUCUCCACUGCUCUAUCCACCAGCAUCAGAGCAACAGAUGGACUAUCUUCAACUUCCACCUUGGACUGAAUCCAGCCAUUAUCCUCCAUCUUCCUCGUCGGGAUAGAGAUAGACUUACUGUGCCUCAGAGAUUAUUCCUUCGCCUCUUUCGAUCUCGUUUUCCUACACGUACUUCUCUUUAGCUUCUUCCAUAUUGUAUUGCUAGAAUUCUGACAGGAGAAAGAACAUUAAUUCCUUUAUUUUAUUCACCAAAUUAUGCUUUCUUCACACACAAGUUUAAGAUGCUUCUAAAGGAAAA